ACUUCUUUCCCUUUUUCAAUCAAAAGAAAGAAAAUAAACCACACACAUUUUUAAGGUAAAAACUUGAGUUUAUAUUUUGAUGAAGUUUGGAAAGAGGAUUAAAGAACAGAUACAAGAGUCGUUGCCGGAGUGGCGAGACAAGUUUCUUCGUUACAAGGAACUCAAGAAUCUGAUCUCUUCUCCGGCGCCGGUGGAAUCUAUUUUCGUCGGUUUGUUGAACGCAGAGAUCGACAAGUUUAAUGCUUUCUUCGUCGAACAAGAAGAAGAUUUCAUCAUCCACCACAAGGAGUUGCAAUAUCGGAUUCAGAGAUUGGUAGAGAAAUGUGGACACAAUGAUGAAAUGUCUAGAGAGAAUAUUAGUGAGAUCAGAAAAGAUAUUGUCAAUUUCCAUGGCGAAAUGGUUCUGCUAGUAAACUACAGUAACAUCAAUUACACUGGAUUAGCAAAGAUUCUAAAGAAGUACGACAAGCGAACAAGAGGAGGAUUAAGAUCACCAUUUAUUCAAAAAGUUCUUCAUCAACCGUUUUUCAAGACUGAUCUUGUUUCAAGACUAGUAAGAGAGUGGGAGACGACGAUGGACGCGGUGGAUCCAGUGAAGGUGGCGGAGGCGGAGGGAUACGAGAGAUGUGCGGCGGUGACUUCGGCAGCGGCGGGAGAAGGGAUAUUUAGGAAUACGGUUGCGGCAUUAUUGACUAUGAAAGAGAUGAGAAGAGGAAGUUCGACUUACAGUGCAUUCUCACUUCCGCCGCUAAAUAUCUCCGAUUCCGAUAAUGUUCUCCGAUCUCUUCAUCUAUCUUCUCCGAUUCCUAUUCCAUGAUGUUGUUGUCACUUUCCUUCGGACAACAUAUAUACGCAAUAUGACAUUAUCGUAAUUAUUUAUUUGUAACUCUUUUUCGAAUUUUAAAACCUUUUGAGU
Molecule: messenger RNA, 916 nt
Organism: Arabidopsis thaliana (thale cress)
Lineage: Eukaryota; Viridiplantae; Streptophyta; Magnoliopsida; Brassicales; Brassicaceae
Gene: SPX3
Product: SPX domain protein 3
Exons: 3
Coding region: 80-817 (245 amino acids)
Biological process (GO): cellular response to phosphate starvation; cellular response to stress
Source: RefSeq, marked reviewed